Molecule: messenger RNA, 2438 nt
Organism: Capra hircus (goat)
Lineage: Eukaryota; Metazoa; Chordata; Mammalia; Artiodactyla; Bovidae
Product: keratin, type II cytoskeletal 71
Exons: 9
Coding region: 249-1826 (525 amino acids)
Biological process (GO): intermediate filament organization; keratinization
Cellular component (GO): keratin filament
Molecular function (GO): structural constituent of skin epidermis
Source: RefSeq, a predicted model, not a curated record
CAGCAAUUUGAUGGUUUCAUGUUGUUUCAGAGGUGGGGAGGCUUGAUCUCUAGCUCAGCACAGAGAAAAUGACUUCUUGCUCGCAGGCAAGCCAAACCCAUGAAUUAAGCUCUUGACUGGCCAGCCACGAGCCCCAGUGCCAAGCGCAUAUAAAGGAGGGCACCUGCCAGUCGUCACUGCAACCUGCAGAACCGUGUGGGAAUUUGCCUUUGUUCCUCCAGCAUCCAAGCUCCAUCUCCACCAGAAGCAUGAGCCGCCAAUUCACCUGCAAGGCCGGAGCCACUGCCAAGGGAGGCUUCAGCGGCUGCUCAGCUGUGCUCUCCGGAGGCAGCACGUCCUCCUACAGGGCAGGAGGCAAAGGGCUCAGCGGCGGCUUCGGAAGUCGGAGCCUUUACAGCCUGGGUGGCGUCCGGAGCAUCUCCUUCAACGUGGCCAGCGGCAGUGGGAAGAGUGGAGGUUAUGGAUUUGGCCGAGGCCGGGCCAGUGGUUUCGCCGGCAGCAUGUUUGGCAGCGUGGCCCUGGGGCCCAUAUGCCCAACUGUGUGCCCACCUGGAGGCAUCCACCAGGUCACUGUCAACGAGAGCCUCCUGGCCCCCCUCAACGUGGAGCUGGACCCCGAGAUCCAGAAAGUGCGUGCCCAGGAGCGGGAGCAGAUCAAGGCUCUGAACAACAAGUUUGCCUCCUUCAUCGACAAGGUGAGGUUCCUGGAGCAGCAGAACCAGGUGCUGGAGACCAAGUGGGAGCUGCUGCAGCAGCUGGACCUGAACAACUGUAAGAACAACCUGGAGCCCAUCCUCGAGGGCUACAUCAGCAACCUGCGCAAGCAGCUGGAGACGCUGUCUGGGGACCGGGUGCGGCUGGACUCGGAGCUGAGGAGUGUACGGGACGUGGUGGAGGACUACAAGAAGAGGUAUGAGGAAGAAAUCAACAGGCGGACAGCGGCAGAGAAUGAGUUUGUGCUGCUCAAGAAGGAUGUGGAUGCUGCUUAUGCCAAUAAGGUGGAAUUACAGGCCAAGGUGGACUCCAUGGACCAGGAGAUCAAGUUCUUCAAGUGUCUCUAUGAAGCUGAGAUCGCUCAGAUCCAGUCCCACAUCAGCGACAUGUCUGUCAUCCUGUCCAUGGAUAACAACCGCGACCUAAACCUGGACAGCAUUAUUGACGAGGUCCGUGCCCAGUAUGAGGACAUUGCCCUGAAGAGCAAGGCUGAGGCUGAGGCCCUGUACCAGACCAAGUUCCAGGAGUUGCAGCUCGCAGCCGGCCGGCAUGGGGACGACCUCAAAAACACCAAGAAUGAGAUCUCCGAGCUCACCCGGCUCAUCCAGAGAAUCCGCUCAGAGAUUGAGAAUGUGAAGAAGCAGGCUUCCAACCUGGAGACUGCCAUCGCUGACGCCGAACAGAGGGGUGACAAUGCUCUGAAGGAUGCCAGGGCCAAGCUGGACGAGCUGGAGGCCGCCCUGCACCAGUCCAAGGAGGAGCUGGCCAGGAUGAUGCGCGAGUACCAGGAACUCAUGAGCCUGAAGCUGGCCCUGGACAUGGAGAUCGCCACCUACCGCAAGCUGCUGGAGAGUGAGGAGUGCAGGAUGUCAGGAGAAUUUCCCUCCCCUGUCAGCAUCUCCAUCAUCAGCAGCACCAGCGGCAGCGGCGGCUAUGGCUUCCGGCCCAGCUCGGUCAGCGGAGGCUACGUGGCCAACAGCGGCAGCUGCAUCUCCGGAGUGUGCAGUGUCCGCGGCGGGGAAAGCCGGAGCCGGAGCACCACCACCGACUACAAGGACGCCCUGGGGAAGGGCUCCAGCCUGAGUGCCCCCUCCAAGAAAGCCAGUCGGUAGAAUCCGCUGCCCUCCCGCCAUCCCUGCGUCCCGGCUCUGGCUCGCGCACAUGCGCUCUCCCCAGCCCAUUGUCAGCCCCACCCCCACCCCGCCCAGCCUGUUCUUGCACCUCAGGUGCUGGCCUUGGCCGCUCACUUCUCCCAGACUGUGUCUUGCUGAACCUGGACAGGUGUGGACAACUGAGCUUGGUGAAAUUCCUCCUUGCACAUGCUGGAGUUUGCCUCCUUGGCGGUGGUCCCUGACCCAUGCCAUGGGCUCCCAGCCUUUCGUCCUCUGCACAGCCUUUGACUCGGUGGCUGAUUACUCUGUCUGGCUCCGUGUGUCUCAGACCCAGGCCCUCUUCUCACACUGGGGCCUUUGUCCCAGCUCCUGCUUGUGGUAGGAGCUGGCUCUGUGUUCAGGAAAAGGAGGGCUGAAGGACAGACGACCAAGCGAAACCAUCCCCACCCCACCCUGUCUGGCUCACGACUCAUUCUGAGUGGACCGAGUACAACUCAGGGACUCUUUCUUCAUUCUAUCCUGCACCCACAAGCAGGGAAGAGGAGGCCCCUUCAUUUCUCCUUUCUCCUUAAUGACCCUCCCACUGCAUCCUCAAUAAACAGCACGAUCUGA